This is a messenger RNA of Drosophila teissieri, 2376 nucleotides long. RefSeq names its product abl interactor 2 (gene Abi). The record is from RefSeq and is a predicted model, not a curated record. Bases 169 to 1602 code for a protein of 477 amino acids. NCBI's taxonomy places the organism in Eukaryota, Metazoa, Arthropoda, Insecta, Diptera, Drosophilidae. The transcript is spliced from 7 exons. Gene Ontology annotation, molecular function: SH3 domain binding.
AUAGUGUUGAAUAAUACUACCAGCGCCAGUACUUUGCAGCACCGACCAGCGUUCUUUCUUUUUCACGAAAAAUGUAAUGGAAAACUGCAUUUAACUGCAUUAAAAACGUAGCAACCAGCCCGGAAAGCAUCUGUUGUGCAAUCGCAUAGUCAAUAAACAUCCACACCCAUGUUGACCGAAACCCCCAUGGCCAGUGAGAACAUCAUGGACGAACUAGCCUCUCUGAUACGCACCGAGAUCCCCGAUGGCCGCCAGAGUCUGCGGGACAGCUACACGAACCUGGAGCGUGUGGCCGACUACUGCGAGGACACCUACUACCGCGCGGAUAACAAGAAGGCGGCCCUGGAGGCCACCAAGAACUACACCACCCAGUCGCUGGCCAGCGUGGCCUACCAGAUCAACACGCUCGCCUACAGCUACAUGCAGCUCCUCGAGCUCCAGGCCCAGCAGCUCGGCGAGAUGGAGUCCCAGAUGAACCACAUCGCCCAGACGGUGCACAUCCACAAGGAGAAGGUAGCCAGGAGAGAGAUUGGCGUGCUAACGGCUAACAAGGUGAGCUCGCGCCAGUUUAAGAUCGUGGCGCCCAUCAAUCCGGAGAAGCCGAUCAAGUAUGUGCGCAAGCCCAUCGACUACUCAAUGUUGGACGAGAUUGGCCACGGCAUUAACUCGGCCCAGCACACACAGGUGCGACAGAAACAUCGGGGCUCCAGCCAUGGGUCCGUGCAAUCCCUAUUGCCGCCGUCGGUGGGACCUCCGCCAACCACGAAGCCCCCAACUCCGCCGCAGAUGUCGCGGGCUGGAAACACUGGCACCCUGGGAAAGUCAGUCAGCAAUACCGGGACACUGGGAAAGAGCUCGCGGGAGUACCGCACGCCGCCUGUGGUCAAUCCACCACAGGUGCCAUCGCACUACGCUCCCAACUAUCCUAUUGGGCAUCCAAAGCGGAUGUCGACGGCAUCUUCAACGAUGACUACAACCACCACAGGCGGUGGAGCGGCGGGCAAUGAGCGCGCUGCUGGGUACAGCGCACUUCCGAUGCCACCUAGCCAGCAGAUAGCAACCCAUGUAAAUCUGCCCUCAGCAGGCAUGAUGCAAUCGCUGCCACCACCGCCGCCCACUACGUAUGACGAUCGGAGCAGCAUGCCACCAGCUCCUCCUUCGCCACUAACGGUGUCGCAGCACGAGAUGACCGAGCAGAGUCACAUUGGCAUGCACACAUUGGGUCGCAAUAUUAACAGGAAUCCAAAUAGGAAUCACUUCAGCUUGAACUUCGCUCGUCCCGGCUCACAGUCGCCUCCUCUGCCACCUCCGCCGCCGCCGGAGGAUGAGCAUCAGGACUUCGGGCGACCACGUACGUCGACGGGACCGCAGCUGGCGCCCAUAGUGCCCGACGAUCAGAACUUACCCGGCUGGGUGCCCAAGAACUUUAUUGAAAAGGUGGUAGCCAUAUACGACUACUAUGCCGACAAGGACGACGAGCUGAGCUUCCAAGAAAGCUCAGUGCUGUACGUGCUCAAGAAGAACGACGACGGCUGGUGGGAGGGCGUCAUGGAUGGAGUUACCGGUCUGUUUCCGGGCAAUUACGUAGAGCCUUGUGUCUAAGCCUCGCAACGAUAUUCUAAACAUGCCAACCAUUACAAUAAUCUGCAUUAACUGGUCUGUUCCAGUCCUCUGCUGCUUCUCUAGAGCUCCAAUGACUUCCAUUGAGUUUUCGGGGACUUCGGAGCUCAACUGGGGACCGGAACAGACUCAGCUGACAAUGACGAUAAUAUUUUGAGCAUAUUGAUAAGGACAAUUAUACAAUUACACACCUACACAAGCACAGCAGGCCACAGAAAGCGAAUUCCAUUAGCAUCAGCCAACCGCAUUUAGUCUAAUAUAAACGAGCACACACACACAGGAUCCAGGGGCUAAGGAUACAGCUUGCUGCCCAACUAAACCUAUUUACACUUUAGUAGCCGAAAACGAUGCAAGAAGGGGAAAGUGAAACCGGAUACCCGUAAAUAACUUAUGCGAUAUUCUAAAACUGUUCCACAACCGUAGACGAAUUCAGUCCAGCUCCUGCCGCCAAUCCAAAUACUUUAAAUAUUUGCUCACAGUUUUAUCAAGCGAUUUCUGUUUGCCUUGCGCUUUGAUAUGCCCGGCUAUUGUACACCAAUACAACCCAUACCUAUGCCCCCAGCAAUACUGUAGGUUAUACAAAUUUCAGUUAGCAUUUAAUACUUAAGUAUUGGCCAGUUGGAACUUUUGUUUACACUUUUACGAACCGCAACGAUAUCUUUUUUUGCGAACGUUUAGUUAAAAUGGAAUUGCCAGCAAAGGAAUCAAAUUAAAUUAAACAAUACAAGUACACAUACGCUCUAUAUGGUAUAAAUA